This is a messenger RNA of Hippopotamus amphibius kiboko, 1461 nucleotides long. It is a transcript of the gene ALDOA, whose product is annotated as aldolase, fructose-bisphosphate A. Gene Ontology annotation, molecular function: fructose-bisphosphate aldolase activity. The transcript has 9 exons. Gene Ontology annotation, biological process: glycolytic process; fructose 1,6-bisphosphate metabolic process. NCBI's taxonomy places the organism in Eukaryota, Metazoa, Chordata, Mammalia, Artiodactyla, Hippopotamidae. The record is from RefSeq and is a predicted model, not a curated record. The coding region runs from base 161 to 1255 and encodes 364 amino acids. Gene Ontology annotation, cellular component: cytosol.
GGGAGCUGAGUAGGCUGCGUUCCCCGUGGAACGCGCCGCAGAACCAGAGUCCUGGUGACGACGGCCGCGUUCGCCCCUCAGCCCACUCGCCGGCCCGCGGCCCUCCACCGCUCCACCCCGCCAACCCGCCCCUCUCCUGUGCCAGGAACUGACAGGCACCAUGCCCCACCAAUACCCAGCACUGACCCCGGAGCAGAAGAAGGAGCUCUGUGACAUCGCUCACCGGAUCGUGGCUCCGGGCAAGGGCAUCCUGGCUGCAGAUGAGUCCACCGGGAGCAUUGCCAAGCGACUGCAGUCCAUUGGCACUGAGAACACCGAGGAGAACCGGCGCUUCUACCGCCAACUGCUGCUGACUGCCGACGACCGUGUGAAUCCCUGCAUCGGGGGCGUCAUCCUCUUCCAUGAGACGCUCUACCAGAAGGCAGAUGAUGGGCGUGCCUUCCCCCAAGUUAUCAAAGCCAAGGGCGGUGUCGUGGGCAUCAAGGUAGACAAGGGUGUGGUACCCCUGGCAGGAACAAAUGGCGAGACAACCACCCAAGGGCUGGAUGGGCUGUCGGAGCGCUGUGCCCAGUACAAGAAGGACGGAGCUGACUUUGCCAAGUGGCGCUGUGUGCUGAAGAUCGGGGAACACACCCCCUCCUCCCUCGCCAUCAUGGAAAACGCUAACGUCCUGGCCCGUUACGCCAGCAUCUGCCAGCAGAACGGCAUUGUACCCAUUGUGGAGCCCGAGAUCCUCCCUGAUGGGGACCAUGACUUGAAACGCUGUCAGUAUGUAACCGAAAAGGUGCUGGCUGCUGUCUACAAGGCUCUGAGUGACCACCACAUCUACCUGGAAGGCACCUUGCUGAAGCCCAACAUGGUAACCCCAGGCCACGCCUGCACCCACAAAUAUUCUCACGAGGAGAUUGCCAUGGCAACUGUCACGGCGCUGCGCCGCACAGUGCCCCCCGCUGUCCCUGGGAUCACCUUCCUAUCUGGUGGCCAGAGUGAGGAGGAGGCAUCUAUCAACCUCAACGCCAUCAACAAGUGCCCCCUGCUGAAGCCAUGGGCCCUGACCUUCUCUUAUGGCCGAGCCCUGCAGGCCUCUGCCCUGAAGACCUGGGGUGGAAAGAAGGAGAACCUGAAGGCUGCCCAGGAAGAAUACGUCAAGCGAGCCCUGGCCAACAGCCUUGCCUGCCAAGGAAAGUACACCCCAAGUGGUAAGGCGGGGGCUGCAGCCAGCGAGUCCCUCUUCAUCUCUAACCAUGCCUACUAAGCAGAGGUGUUCUAAGGCUGCCCCCUCAACACUCCAGGUCCCGCCCCCUCCCACACCCCCUCUUGAAGAGAGGGGGCCUUAUUGGGCUCCAGGCUGCUCUUUCCCGUCACUCUUGCCUCCCUUGUGACAUUGGUGCCUGGUGUUGUCCGUGUACGCUAACUCCACCAUUUCUAGCCUACUGCCAAUAAACAUCUAUUUAAGGGGGA